GACGGGAUAACAAGGAAGGGCGUGUUGAGGGGCGGAGCCGGAAGAGAAACUUUGAUGAGACCCUCCAGAAGGACGAUGCGACGCCGCCCGCUGUUCCUGGCGCCCAGAUGAAGCUGGUCUCUAUGGCAGCCGGAGUGAUGGCGGUGGAGCCGGAGCUGAAAUGGGUCUCCCUCUGGCUCCGGGCCCGUUGGGCUGCGGUGCUGGCCGCGGUGCUGGCGGCCCUCCUGGUGGCGCUGCUUCCGGUGCUGCUGGUGGAGGGGCAGUGCCAGGCGGCCCUGAAGGGCUGGGCCUUCCUCAGGAGCAAGCUGGGGCUGGGCUACGUGGGCAUCGCCACCUACACGGGGCAUACCACCGAGCUCAGCGUGACCUCCGGCGGGUUGGAGCUGAUGGUGCUGAAGCCCAAAGUCACCGCAGAGGUCAGAUUAGAAGCCAAAGCGGCGUUGCAUCAGGCGUUGGAGAUGAAAAGGCAAGGGAAGCGUGAGAAAGCUCAAAAGCUGUUCUUGCACGCCCUCAAGAUGGACCCCGACUACGUGGAUGCCUUGACCGAGUUCGGCCUCUUCUCCGAGGAGGAGAAGGACAUCAUACAGGCCGACUAUCUGUACUCGAAAGCCUUGACCAUCUCCCCACACAACAAGAAGGCUCUGGUCAGCCGGGACCGGACGUUGCCUCUCGUGGAAGAAAUCGACCAGAGAUUCUUCAGCAUCAUUGACAGCAAAGUCCAGAAGGUCCUCUCCAUCCCCAAAAGCAACUCUGCCCUCCGGAGGGUGAUGGAGGAGUCCUACUACCACCACAUCUACCACACGGUGGCCAUCGAGGGCAAUACCCUGACACUCGCCGAGAUCCGGCACAUCAUCGAGACCCGAUACGCCGUUCCCGGGAAAAGCCUGGAGGAGCAGAACGAGGUCAUCGGCAUGCACGCCGCCAUGAAGUACGUCAACACCACCCUUUUGUCUCGGAUAGGCUCCGUCACCCUGCCCGACGUCCUGGAGAUUCACCGGAGAGUCCUAGGCUACGUGGACCCCAUCGAAGCCGGCCGAUUUAGGACUACCCAGGUGUUUGUCGGCCACCACAUCCCUCCCCACCCUCGCGACGUGGAGAAGCAGAUGCUGGAGUUUGUGCAGUGGAUCAACUCCGAGGACGCCAUGGGACUGCACCCCGUUGAGUUUGCCGCUCUGGCCCACUACAAGCUGGUGUACAUUCACCCGUUUGUGGACGGCAACGGGAGGACAUCCCGGCUCCUGAUGAACCUGAUCCUCAUGCAGGCCGGCUACCCACCCAUCACCAUCCGGAAGGAGCAACGGGCCGAGUACUACCACGCCUUGGAGGUGGCCAACGAAGGGGAUGUCCGGCCCUUCAUCCGCCUGAUUGCCAAAUGCACGGAGACCACCCUCGACAUGCUGCUGUUUGCCACCACAGAGCACUCCGUGGGCCUCCCCGAAGCGCAGGAUGGGGGCGGGGGCAGCUGCAGCACAGGCUGCAAACAGACCAUCUCGCUCAAAACUCGGACCUAAACGCUGGUAGCAAAGGGUGCCCCCUGUGGGAGGAGAGCUGAAAAAGCACUUUCUGUAAAACAUUUCAUUUAUUUAUAUCUUUUAAGUUAAAUCGUUUAAUGCAGUGGCCUCUUCCUAUUUAUUACCCCCAAUAGGCCCCAAGUAACUUGUCUAAUUUUAUUGCAAAAGGGAACAGGCCAGGAUGCUUCUCUGUCUGGCUAGUUAAGUGUCAAGCAGGACUGUUUCAGCUGGAAAAAUCCAACCCACAGUCAGCUUUCUGGCUAAAGAGGGUCAGAUAUGGAAAACGCAGCUGUUACUCUACCCAGCCAAAGCCCGGCUGAGUUGUUCAUCGGUGUCCUUAGCGAACUGGUGCAGUUUUGGUAUUGUUCAGUUUGCUAAUGCACAGGUAGGGCCCAAACUCCCCUUUUUCUGUUGAGGAAAGGGGGAAGGAAGCUUGUGUGAAGCCCACAAAGCUGCAAUUUCACCUGCCCCCAUUUGCGUUUGGGGCAGCUUCACAUCUCUAAAGCCAAACCAGCUUCCUGCCUGCCAGUGCCUUCGUAGGGACUUGUAUUUGUACUGAACUGUGCCUUAGCUUUUCCCCCCACCCCAAUUCCCCCUUCCAGCAGAACCACUCCAGGAGGAGGUCUCAGUUCAGGCCAGUACCUAAAGAGAAGUUUGUGGGCUUUGAGCUGCUCCUUAAAAACGAACAAAAAACCAAAACCGUAAGAAACUGACUACACAAUACCACAGCAGAACCUACUCUUUGGAAGUUGGAGACUUCCCUCUUACCCUCCUAUAAACCCACAUUUGCUCUGGUGCAGGGGUCUCCAACCUUGGUCACUUUUAAGACUUGUGGACUUCAACUCCCAGAAAUCCUCAGCCAGCUUUGCUGACUGAGGAACUCUGGGAGUUGAAAUCCACAAGUCUUAAAGUGGCCAAGGUUGGAGACCCCUGCUCUGGUGUGAUAUUGUGUGUGGAAAAAGCCUACCCAAAUACUAAAGGUCAAAGGGCUUCUUAAAAAUCCUCUGAUAGCACUUUACUUUUAUUUUACCUGGAAUGUGCAAACGUCGUUGCCUGAGAUUUCAAAGUAGAAAAGGUUGAGGUGGGUGUGUAUGCGUGCUUUUUUGUUAAACUGCAAACUCGCCAUCCCCAUGCACAAUCUGAAUGAAUCCCCGUCUCUUCUUGGCUCGCCCUCUUGCCAUCUCGGUUGCCCCUGGGAAGAACCCACACGCCUUGGCACAGGCGUGAUUCAAUCUUAAAUCGGCUCAGAUUUCAGGGAAGAGGCCGGCUGCCCUUCUUUAGUCUUACUUCUAAGGCAAGCCGGGCAGGUACAACCACAACGCAGUGUGUGAAAUAGGAGCAGCGCCUAACAAAAGGGCUUUUUGCACUGCAGUUUUGCAAAGUCCGUGCAUGUUUGGUUGGUUGCAAUAAAGAGAUUUCCCCAA
Molecule: messenger RNA, 2935 nt
Organism: Ahaetulla prasina
Lineage: Eukaryota; Metazoa; Chordata; Lepidosauria; Squamata; Colubridae
Gene: FICD
Product: FIC domain protein adenylyltransferase
Exons: 3
Coding region: 108-1511 (467 amino acids)
Molecular function (GO): protein binding
Source: RefSeq, a predicted model, not a curated record